Molecule: messenger RNA, 728 nt
Organism: Plodia interpunctella (Indianmeal moth)
Lineage: Eukaryota; Metazoa; Arthropoda; Insecta; Lepidoptera; Pyralidae
Gene: UbcE2M
Product: NEDD8-conjugating enzyme UbcE2M
Exons: 4
Coding region: 113-664 (183 amino acids)
Source: RefSeq, a predicted model, not a curated record
AUUUGGCAUGGCAUGUCAUCAUUUGUAUAUUUUGUCCAAGUUAAAAAAUUUGCUGUCAAAGUAAAUCGUGGUUUCAUUUCUAAUUUAUAUUUUAUCGAUUAGAUUUAGGAAAAUGAUUAAACUGUUUUCAUUAAAACAACAAAAGAAAGAUGAAGAGGGCUCAGCGAGAGCAGGAGGAUCACAAAAAAAAGCGUCAGCAGCCCAAUUGCGAAUGACAAAAGAUUUGAAUGAACUGAAUUUGCCCAAAACCUGCAUCACAGAAUUCCCUGAUCCAGAUGAUCUACUAAAUUUCAUGUUAGUCAUAUAUCCAGAUGAAGGAUUUUAUAGAGGAGGCAGAUUUGUAUUUAGUUUUAAGGUAGGACCUAACUAUCCGCAUGAGCCUCCCAAGGUGAAGUGUGAGACUGCCGUAUACCAUCCCAACAUAGAUCUCGAAGGGAAUGUGUGCUUGAAUAUACUCAGGGAAGACUGGAAACCAGUGCUAAAUGUCAACUCUAUAGUUUAUGGGCUACAAUAUUUAUUCUUGGAACCAAACCCUGAAGAUCCCCUGAACAAAGAAGCAGCAGACGAGCUACAAAGCAACAGGAGACUAUUUGAACAUCAUGUCCAGCGAGCCAUGAGGGGCGGCUACGUCGGCUCCUCCUACUUCGAACGGUGUCUCAAGUGAACCGCCCACGACUGUAAAUUAAUGCUACCAACCUAUAAAUAAAACAAUCUCACUUUAUUCUUUA